Molecule: messenger RNA, 1548 nt
Organism: Penicillium soppii
Lineage: Eukaryota; Fungi; Ascomycota; Eurotiomycetes; Eurotiales; Aspergillaceae
Product: cytochrome P450
Exons: 3
Coding region: 1-1548 (515 amino acids)
Molecular function (GO): oxidoreductase activity, acting on paired donors, with incorporation or reduction of molecular oxygen, reduced flavin or flavoprotein as one donor, and incorporation of one atom of oxygen; heme binding; iron ion binding
Source: RefSeq, a predicted model, not a curated record
AUGUUGAGUCCUACGAUCCUCCUAUUUGGAGGUCUGUGCGCUGCCUUUAUAGUAACACGCUGGAUCAUCAACCUCAUCCACCACCACCAACAAUCCAAAGCCCUCAAUUGCAAAUCACCUCGUCUAGGCUCAUCCGGGUUCCUCGGCCUACCGGCCUUCUACCGCCUCACCAAAGCAGUCCGCGAAAAACGCUGGAUCGACUACCUAACCGACGAAUAUGCCACCCACGGCACGACCUACCAACAAAAGUUCCUCUCGAAAGAUCUAAUCACAACAAUCGAACCAGAAAACAUCAAGGCAAUCCUCGCAACCCAAUUCAAAGACUUUUGUCUAGGAACCCGCCACCAACAAUUCUAUCCGUUGAUGGGCGAUGGCAUCUUCACACUCGACGGCGCGGGAUGGUCGCAUGCCCGCGGUCUUUUGAGGCCCCAAUUCACGCGCGAUCAAGUCGCUGAUUUGUCGAUGCUCGAUGAUCAUAUUUCGCAUCUCAUUAACCUAAUCCCAAAGGAUAGAACCAGCUUCGAUAUCCAGCGUCUUUUCUUUCUUCUCACCCUGGACUCAGCAACGCAUUUCCUCUUCGGCGAGUCCGUGGGCUGCAUGCUUCCUCCAUCGCAAACAACGGGAGUACUCGAGAGGUCCGCUGUCGGUAGUGCACAGGGGUUCGCAGAUGCUUUCGGCACUGCGCAGGAUUAUCUUGCUGCGCGAUCGCGUGCGCAGGGAUUAUACUGGCUGGUGAACCCGAAGGAAUUCAAAGAAGCAAACGCCAAGGUUCACGAGGUUGUCGAUCAUUAUGUUAACGUUGCGCUGGAGUCUAAGCGCAAUCCGGAGAAGAGUGAUGGGCGGUAUAUCUUUCUUCAAGCUUUGGCGGCCGAUACUGAUGAUCCCAAGAUGUUGCGCGAUAACAUGUUGAAUAUUCUGCUAGCGGGACGGGAUACGACUGCCAGUUUGCUGAGUUCAACUUUCUUCUAUUUGUCGAGACACCAGGACGUGUGGAAUCGGUUGCGGAGGGAGAUUGUAGAGUUGUUUGGGGAUGCGAAGAACCCUCGUGCGGAGAUGUCUCAGGCAAAGCUUAAGGAUAUUCCUUAUUUGCGAUACGUAUUGAAUGAAGUUCUCCGUCUUCAGCCACCUGUUCCGGUCAACUUCCGCGUGUCAACAAAAGAUACCUCGCUUCCUGUUGGCGGCGGGGCGGACGGCCGCUCCCCGAUCUAUAUCAGGAAGGGCACGAUGGUUUCUUACAAUGUCUUCGCUAUGCAUCGCCGCACGGAUCUUUGGGGUGAAGAUGCAAAGACCUUCCGCCCCGAGCGCUGGGAAGAGAACGCUAAGCAUGGCUGGGAAUACCUGCCUUUCAACGGUGGGCCACGCAUAUGUCUUGGUCAACAAUAUGCGCUCACCGAGGCUAGCUACACCGUCGUUCGUCUGAUGCAGCACUUUGAUACUCUCGAGAAUGCGGACCCACACCCCCGGAUGGAGCCUAUCAAGCUCUCUAACCUGACCAUGUCGCAUGAGCUUGGGGUGCCCAUUCGGUUGUAUUCGUCGGAGAAGAUCUAG